AUGUCUGAGAUAGAGGAAAGCUUCCAGCGAAUUAGUCAGCGACCGAACGUAACGGGAAUCAUAGUGGUGAAUAAUGAAGGAACGCCAAUAAGGAGUACCAUUGAGGACACUGCCACACAAAAUCAGUAUGCGCAUCUUAUCACGGCCUUAGCCGCAAAGGCACGUCAUUGCGUUAGAGAUCUAGAUCCAACGAAUGACAUUUGCUUCUUGCGCAUAAGGAGCAAAAAGAACGAAAUCAUGGUCGCUCCGGACAAGGAUUUCACCCUAAUUGUAAUUCAACGAUUUUCAGAUGUUUGA
Molecule: messenger RNA, 297 nt
Organism: Trypanosoma brucei brucei TREU927
Lineage: Eukaryota; Euglenozoa; Kinetoplastea; Trypanosomatida; Trypanosomatidae
Product: dynein-associated protein, putative
Exons: 1
Coding region: 1-297 (98 amino acids)
Biological process (GO): microtubule-based movement
Cellular component (GO): cytoplasmic dynein complex; cytoplasm
Molecular function (GO): dynein intermediate chain binding
Source: RefSeq, a predicted model, not a curated record